UUAAAAUCCCCUCGCAGAUGAGAGCUCUUUUGUGGUAGGGAAAUCCCCAGUAACACUCCCCGGUUACUGUGUCUUGCGCAAGCAAACGACGUUUUGUACACAGGAGAGACUAUUGUAAUGUACAAAGAGUAUUUGUCAGUAUGUACAAAGUGAUUUUUGUCGUUUUGUCGAGAAGUGAGAUUAUUUCAUCACACAAAACGUAUUAGUUAGUGUACAUACAGCCCCCCAAGGAGUAGCCUGUUUGUAACCAGAUUGUUUUGCGAUGUUACCACUUUACCAAAUGUAGAUAUAGUUAAGCGUAAGAUAAUGGGGCGUUCAAAGGAGAACGCAAAACUAAUUGCUGAGCCUUUUUAUAACUAUCUCAAGGAGAAGGGUGCAUUACGAAGUUAUUCAAAACCUCAACUAAGGGAAGAGUACAUGGAAUUUAAGAGGUCAACAUAUCUACCACAUGCCUCGUAUAGCAACGUUUUGUGGCAACUAGCUAGAGGAAAACCCAAACUUGCCAAUGUACGAAAUGGUUAUGUAUCUUUCAAAGGUACUAAUGACUGGUCACAAAGAAACAGAUCCAGACAACGAACAACCCCUAAUGAUAAUAUACCUGGUGGAGUUAAUUUGGAACGCAGCAUGAUAUUUAAUUAUCUGAACCAAACCAAAAAUCGGGAUGCAUUACUUAAUGGAAACUCCUCUACUGUUGAUAUUACAUGUUCACCUGCUGAAGUGGAAGAACAUUCAGGCUACUACACUUGCAAUGUAGAGGAACGAAAAACGUUUCAAAUGGUGGUGAGAAACAAAUGUCGAGAAAUGUUGGUUUUGGAAAGAUGUGUAUUCUUGAGACACAAUGAGAUCAUGACUUUGUCAGAUGAAGUUGGCUGCACCAAUCUCUUAAAUUCAACAGAUAUCGAAAUAUCACCAGGGGAAGAGUAUCCGAUUACAGUCACUUGCAUUGUGCCAAAUCAAGUUGGAUCAUAUUGCUCUGACAUAUUUUUUCGGUUUACUAAAGGAAACCGUGCCUUCUUGGUGCUAAGGUAUCUUCGGUGCUAUAAGGCAAACGAUAUUGUUGACUCCUUAAAACCGACUGCUCCUUAUGUAAGAAAAACUUUUGCACCAGAACCACCAAUGGAAAUUGUGUAUUGUGAAGGUUAUAAAUGGGCUACAGAUGACAAGUUGAAAAUGGCAAGAUCUUUGCCCAAGGAACCAGUAACAUAUGAAGUAGAAACGUUUUGCAUGAAAAAAGAACAUUCUAAAAGCGAUGCAAUGAUUAAACUGUUGGAGAAGGAGGUUGAAACAAUUGCUGAUUACAAGAAGAAGUUCUCAGUACUGCUUCAUAUGGAAGAACAUCAAUCUAGUAUUGACAUACAUCACUACAGUCUUAAAGAAAAAACAUUAGAUAAACAGUCAGGCAGCUCUCGAAAGUUCCUUCUUAAGGUUCCUGGUUUGGCUGAACGCCGGCCCUCAAUUUUGCGCGGUGACAGGAUAUACCUAAACAAGGUUGAUGCAUAUGGUAUGAGGUUGGAACCAAUAAAAUAUGAAGGAAGGGUUAUUGAAGUAAGACUGAAUGAAGUGGUUCUUCUGCUUAAUGAGUCGUUUGGCCGUAGUUAUAUGAAAGGUAUGAGGUUUAAUGUGUCAUUCACAUUCAACCGGCUACCAAUGAAACUUCAGCAUCGAGCAGUAAAUGGAAUUACAGAGGAUCAAAGGGAAAUAGUCUUUCCACAAACAAGACUUAAUGAACACAUGCCAGACCAAGUUGUUAAAAUGUACAACAGAGAUAUAGAAGGAAACCAGCAACAGGCAGAAGCUGUGAAACACAUUGUGUUUGGGAAGUCUCGAAUUCCAUACAUUAUCUAUGGACCUCCAGGCACAGGAAAAACUGUGACCAUGGUUGAAGCUAUUAAGCAGGUACACAAGUUUCACCCAGACUACAAAUGUUUGGUAUGUGCUCCAUCUAACAGUGCAUGUGACCUAAUGGCAGAACGUCUUAUUGGGCAUAUUGACAAGAAGCGCAUGUUUCGUAUGUGUGCGAUGUCAAGACAAUGGAGAGAUGUGCCUGAGAAAGUCAAGCCAAUUUCAAACUACAACAGUUCAACAGGAGAUUAUUAUUACCCACCAUUGGAAACAUUGAAGGAGUACACAGUGAUAUUAACCACAUUGAUUACUGCUGGCAGAAUUUCAUGGGCAGAAUUCCCGAACAACCACUUUAAUUAUGUGUUCAUAGACGAAGCCGGUCAUGCUGUUGAACCUGAAUGUAUGGUAGCUGUCGAAGGAAUUUUGGCAAAACGUGGCAGAGUGGUGUUAGCAGGAGAUCCAAAACAGCUCGGUCCAAUUAUCCGAUCAACCAAGGCAAAAAAAUUUGGAUUGGAUCAAUCUUACUUGGAAAGACUGAUGACAACUGUGGACUUGUAUGAGCCAAAUGGCACUGAAUAUGACACUUGGGUUAUCACAAAACUGCUUAAUAACUACAGAUCACACCCUGAUAUCAUCAAAGUUCCAAACGAGUGUUUCUACGAGAAUGAGCUUGAACCGCAUGCAGAUAUCUACAUGAGAGAAUCUUUUUGUACAUGGGAACAUCUUCCCAAAUCUGGAUUUCCAAUCAUUUUUCAUGGCAUUCAAGGGGAAGACAAAAGAGAGGAAAACAGUCCUUCAUAUUUCAAUCCACAAGAAGCUUUUAUAGUUUAUGAUUAUGUUGUCAAGCUUCUUGAGACACGAAGAAAUCGAGUUUUGCCAUCUGAAAUCGGAAUUAUUUCCCCAUAUAGGAAGCAGGUUCAAAAACUAAGAAAAAUAUUCCAAGACAAAAAAACACGAGGGGCAGAAGAAAUCAAGAUAGGAUCUGUGGAAGAAUUUCAAGGCCAAGAAAGAAAAGUUAUCAUCGUUUCAACUGUGCGGAGUGACUGCCAGUAUCUUACAGAAGAUCGGAAGUUCCAUCUCGGAUUUCUCCAAAAUCCAAAACGUUUCAAUGUGGCUGUCACACGUGCCAAAGCCCUUCUUAUUGUGGUGGGUAAUCCACACAUACUAUCUAUGGAUUUUUAUUGGAACUCCCUGCUCACAUUCUGCAUUGAUAAUGGAGGAUAUAAAGGAAUUGAAUUCACAAAGCAGGAUAAUUCUACCGACCCAGCUGAAGACAUGAUUUCAAGGAUGUAUGACUUAAGGUUGGGAGAAACGCUUGGCAUCAGCGCUGUACAAGAACAACUGGAUCCUCCAUGGAGAAACGAACAGUAAAGUUACUGGCACUUUCCUAAGUUGAAUUUUUUAAAAAGGCUUAAUUUACAGCUUCAAAGUGUUAUUUGUUUUUAAUGGUGUAUUGGAGAUUCUACAAGUCUUUUGAAAUUGUUUAAACAAAAUGCAUUUAUUUUAACUAUUAUGACAUUUAUUGAUUAGCAGCUUUGUAUAUAGCCCAAUACUGCGAUUCAGAUUGACUAUGCAGUUUCUGGUUUAACACUUUUUGUAAGGUUUUUAUUUCAUCUUUUUCAUUUGCCGCACUUCAAAAACAUAACUUCAUUCCUUUUGUACAAAACAAAAUCUAAAGUUAAACUAUGGUAUACUUGGUGUACAUCGCACUUACUAAGCUUACAUAUGUAUAUAGUAGAAGUAGGGUAUGUAACAUUUAGCUGAAACCAAUUGGGUAUUAUUAAAUACAUAUGUUGUUGGCCC
This is a messenger RNA of Ciona intestinalis (vase tunicate), 3645 nucleotides long. The record is from RefSeq and is a predicted model, not a curated record. NCBI's taxonomy places the organism in Eukaryota, Metazoa, Chordata, Ascidiacea, Phlebobranchia, Cionidae.